CUUCGCUGUACUUCACAAGCAUUAUGGCGAUUCUUCAAGAAACUUUUCGUAUAUAAAAAGGCGCUGCUGUUAAGUACCUAUCAGCCAGUUGUUAAAUAGCAUUUCCGACAUUCAAGUGGAUUACAAAAUUGCUCACCGUCACACGGAACAAAAGGAUAUCAUCAACUCAGUUGUGAAAGUAAAUUACAGAAAGUUAAAUUUUCGCAUUUAAACUAUCGAAACGAAGUGUUCUUCGCGCUGAAACUUUUAGCGAAAUAAAAAAAUAUAUAUACAAUAUAUUGUAAAAAUGUACAAGUUUGCCAGCGUUUUGUUGUCGGCGGUUCUAUUUGCUAUUGUCUUGGCGCGUCCUGCUGAGGAGGAAUCCGCUGCGCGUGCCGCAGUUACCACAACAACAACACCGGCCACAAUACUCAAACAAGUCGAUGUCACCAAUCCAGAUGGUAGCUAUAACAACAGUUACGAGACCUCCAAUGGCAUUAAAGUCGAAAAUGCUGGAUAUCUGAAGAAAAUCGUUGUGCCAAAACAGGAAUCCACCGAUGGUCAGGUGAUUGAGGAACACGAAGAGUUGGUUUUGGUGCAGACCGGCUUGUACUCGUACUCCGAUCCCGAGGGCAACAUCAUCACACUGCGCUAUGUAGCCGAUGAGAAUGGCUUCCAACCACAGGGCGAUCACUUGCCAGUGCCGCCAGCUUAAAGCCAGGAAAUACUUUGAACGAUAAUUAUUUGCUUAAAAACUAAAAGUAAUAAAAACAGAAACUAAGCAAGUAAUGCACAAAUAAAAGCGGAAGUAAUGAAAUAAGUUGUAAACAAUAAGUAUUACAUUUAGCUAAGUUAAUUAGAAACGAAAAGGUUAAUAAACCAUAAGUCAAUAGUUGCAUAACUUUAAGUAAAUAAAUAAUGAGACGAUAAUACUGCCAUUUAAUGAUAAAUAAAAUUAUGUGAAUAAAUAAAGUUUGAAUUUAAAAAUGUAUACUCGUA
Messenger RNA from Bactrocera oleae (olive fruit fly), 978 nucleotides. It is a transcript of the gene Cpr49Ag, whose product is annotated as Cuticular protein 49Ag. Gene Ontology annotation, cellular component: chitin-based extracellular matrix. NCBI's taxonomy places the organism in Eukaryota, Metazoa, Arthropoda, Insecta, Diptera, Tephritidae. The record is from RefSeq and is a predicted model, not a curated record. Gene Ontology annotation, molecular function: structural constituent of chitin-based larval cuticle.